CCUCUUGCUCCAGCUGAAGCAGAUGAAGGAGUUGGAGCAAGAGAAGGACUCUCUGCUGGCUGGUCUGGAUGUGUUGGAGCGGGCUAGAGAGUGGUACCAGACCCAGAUCCACAACGUCACCGAGAGACAGAGACACGUGGGCCAGAGCAACCACUGCACGGUAAGGACUGUUCAUUAGGCAACAAACAGAAGAAAACAAACUGAAACAGGGAGGGACUACCUCCUGGACUUGUCCAUUUUCCGUUGCAAAACGUUUUAAAGCUUUUUCUGUUUUAAAAAUGAAUAUGCCCUAAUGAACAUGACCCAGGUCAUGUAUAAUGCAGUACAGUAGGUAUGGAUAAUAUAUACAUUAUCUGAAACUGUCUAGUUCUUACUGUCUCGCGUUCUCUCUCCCACCAGGAUUUCUUCACAGAAUCCCAGAAUCAAAGUCGCAUGGAUGUUCUGCUUCCCAAACUGCAGGAAGUCAACCGCUGCCUUAAUGACCUAAUUUCCUGCUCUGGAAUGGUAUUGAUGAUUUACCUUGAAAUAAGACAUAUUACCUGACUUUGUCUAACUCCGCCUCCUCACCGCCCUAUGAGGGAUGGUUGUCUCAUAUGACUGUGUCUAACUCCGCCUCCUCACCGCCCUAUGAGGGAUGGUUGUCUCAUAUGACUGUGUCUAACUCCGCCUCCUCACCGCCCUAUGAGGGAUGGUUGUCUCAUAUGACUGUGCAAUUUCUAAGGUCAAUUUGAAUUCCACAGUAAUUGUCAAGUUACUUAUUUUCCUCUUACUGGAGUCCUCUCAGUGGCAAUUAGAUGUUGAAUGUUCGUUCUAUGUUUUAGACAGAGAGUAUAGUCAACCCUAAACACUGGAGUCUUUACUGAAACAUGGUAAAUAAUUGUGAAUAAUCUAUUUAUUUCUCUCUCUCUGUCUUAGCAGUCUUUCCCAUUCUCUGGCAACCAGCCCACAGCGAUCUCCUCCAGCUCCCAGCCCCCUGCCCCUGCCCCCCCACAAGCCAUUCAGAGACUGAAGGACCAGAACCGCCUUCUUACCCAGGUAAACUGAAGAUGCUGUUAGAUGUCAAUUAAAUGUACUGUAUAUAUACUGUAUAUAUAUCCAUCACCACUGCCCGUCUAUGAUCGUCUAACCUCUACCUAUCUCUUCUCUUUUCCCUGCUGCAUUGAAGCUCUGUAUGUACACUCCUUAAAUGCGCAAUAAAAGCUUGUUUAAACUCUCUUCUCCCCUGUCCAUGUCUCCCCUCCUCAUUUCCUCUCUCCACCACUCCUCCUCUCUCCACCCCUCCAACCCUCUCUACGUCCCGGUGCAGGAGGUGACUGAUAAGAGUGAGCGCAUCACUCAGCUGGAGCAGGAGAAGUCUGCUCUGAUCAAACAGCUGUUUGAGGCUCGCGCCCAGAGCACGAACGACAGCAGCACCAUGGACUCCACCUUCAUCUGAAUACAGACACCAUAAUACAACUAUACUGGUCUCCAGCUCUAUCUGACCCCCACUCACAACAAGACAACUGCAUCAGACUCAACUCACCACUCCUGGCAUGAUGAAAGCACCUUGAACUUUGACCCCCCCCCCACUUGACCACUCCCUCUGGAUCUCCCCAACUGACCACUCCACUUAAAAUGGCCUGCCACUAAUCUGGGCCGACCCCUCCUGGGGGGGGGG
Molecule: messenger RNA, 1657 nt
Organism: Coregonus sp. 'balchen'
Lineage: Eukaryota; Metazoa; Chordata; Actinopteri; Salmoniformes; Salmonidae
Source: the annotation of a GenBank genome assembly